Caenorhabditis bovis is the source of this 3675-nucleotide messenger RNA. The record is from the annotation of a GenBank genome assembly. Lineage: Eukaryota; Metazoa; Nematoda; Chromadorea; Rhabditida; Rhabditidae.
AUGAGUGGAUGGCUUCGAAAUCUUCAAGGACAAAUCACCGAUUUAGCCAACGAAGUGCUCAAUGAAGCUUCGGAAGUUAUAAAUGAAGCAAGGGAAGAAGUUUCAGAUCCAGAUACAGAGCUUCAGGUCGCCAAGAAAAACUGCGCAGAAGCGGAGAAAAAGUUGGCAAUUGAAAAUGCAAAAGUGAAAUCUCUGGAAGAUGAGAAUAAAACUCUGCAACAACAAUUAUAUGAUGCCCACGUCGAAAUUGAUGCGGUUAGCGCAAAAUUCACAAAUAUGGUCAAACAACGAGACGAUGAAAUCAAAAAGCUGAAAGUUCAAAUUGAGCAGAUAAAUGAUUCUGGAUGGAAUCAGGGCGGAGAUGAGGCUACUUCACAGGUUAUCGAAGAUCUUAAAAAGGAAUUGGCUCAUUGGAAGAGUUUAGUUGAAGAAGCGCACAAGGAAAACUACGUCCCACAAUCUCAAGUAGAACGGCAGAUCGAAGAAUUGUGCGCGAAAAAGGAGCAUGAGGUUCAAUGUCUUGUUGAAGCUCACAAUGAAGCAUUAACGGAGCUGAGAGAGAUGUAUGAGGAGAAGCUUCAAGCUCUUCAGCUUUGUAAUGCUUCUUCGUCAACGUCGAACGCCGAUACCCUUGACGCUGUGAUGUUGGAGAAGGAUGAGUUCACAAGGAGCAAGGCGAGCACGAAUGGAAGCGAGAAUGGAGAACGGCCAGUUGUCGUCGAUCUUGGUGCACAUGACGAGCUUGCUGACGAACGAGUGAAGCAGAUUGAAGCGGAGCUUGACCGGAUGAGAGAAGAGCGCGAGCAGCUGAUCGCUGAACGCGAUGAAGUUCUAGAAAGCUUGAAACUCCAAAACGCUGAACUUGCCAAUGCUUAUAAUGAUCUGAACACCGAAUUUGAGACGUAUAAGAAGGAGAAUGCGACGGUUCAGACUAGGAACGAGGAUUUGAAUAGUAGAAUCGAUAGUCUUAAAGCGAGUUUAAUUGAAUACGAGGAGAGAUAUGAGAUGUGCAAACGAGAAAAUAUGGAGACUGUUGCGCAAUUGGCGAAACUGUCCGAGGAUUUCGAUCGUCUUCGAAACGGCAUCGCAUCGGUUAGUCAACGACGCGAAAAUUGCGACCAUAUGGUUAAUGAAGAGAUUGAAAAGCUUCGCGAAGCUUUAAAUGAGUCGAGAGCCGAGCGUGAACGCCUUCGCGAAGAUGUGCACCGGUUCCAGGAAGCCGUUGAAGAUAUCAACAGCGAGCUGGAGAAGCUUCGCGAUAGCAAUCAUCGUCUUCUUGCCGAGAAUCAGGCUCUUACAGCGAAUUUGGCCAACUAUGACGUCACGAUGCGCGAUAUCAUUUCAGCCAGUGAGAAGGAUAUUGUCGAUUUCAAAGAGCAAUUUAAGAAUAUUAGAGAGACUCAUUCGACCGAGCGUGAAGCGGUGCUCGGCGAAAAUUCGGCGUUAAGAAGUGAAGUUGAAAGUUUGAGGAAACAAAAUGAAUAUCUUCAUGAAGAGUCGAAGCUUCUUCGCGAAGUCAAUGAAAAGCUGAAGGCGAAGAGUGGAAAUGAUGAUACGAGAGCGGAAUUGCUGGAAACUAAAAUCAACCUUUUGGAGCAAAUGAGGACCGAGUUGUCCGAGGAAAACGAGAAUUUGAAGCGCGAUGUGCAGUCUGCGAAGCAUGAAACUGCUGAGAAGCAGACGGAAUUGGAGACGGUUCGGAAAGAGCUCACUGAUGCUCAGACGGAUCCCGAUUUAAUCGAGAAAAUGAAUAAGUUGAAUCUGGCUCUUGACGAGAAUCCAGCGAUUGAUCAUGACGGUUUGGUUGCGAAGCUGAAGAGCAUGAUUGCGAAUCAGCAGGCGCAAAUCACCGAACUACUCGAGGCGAACACGGAGAAGUCGGAAGAGUGCGAAGAAGUUCGAAACGAGGUUCGAAAUCUCGAGAAGGAGGUCGAGAUUCGUCAGACUUGCGUUGAUGAGAUGAUCUCGCAGACGAAUACGCUUCAGUAUCAGCAGCAGACGAUGACGACGGAGAUCAGCGAGCUGACGGCGAAACUUGUCGCCAAAGAACAGGAGUUGUUGAAAAUGCAGCAGGAUUUGGCGCAUGAGAGGGAUAAGAUGGAGGAGAUUGCCGAAAUGGACGUUAUUUUAGAUUCAAUUAUUAAAGAAGCUGGUGAUGAUGUUCUUCCAUAUUCAACGACAAACCUGCCGUCGAUUAGUUCUCAACAGAAUAACCCUAUUCUCCUCUUGAAAUCGCGAGUGGAAAUUGCUAGAGACAUUAUGGCGUCGCAACUUCGGGAAUUAGAAGCGUUGAAAAAAAAUGAAAAGGAAGAAGCUCACAUUUUUCAACCUCAACAAAGCGAGGAUGUCGUUUCGUGGCGGGAAUUUGAAGAAUUGGCGGCGAAAAAGGAAGCUGCUGAUAGCGAAUUGCAAAGGGCAAUCGAAGAAGCGAGCGCGAAUAUUGAGAAUUUGAAAAAGGCUUCAUCAUCGCAGGAAGAUGCUCAAGCGCGUCAGCAACUCAGUUUGGAAAAUGAAGAGCUGAAGAAGGCGCUCGUCGCUAAACAUGAGGAGAGUGUCGAGUAUUACAAUCAGCUACAAGCUUGUGUCACCCGAAAUCAGCAGAUUGAAGCGCAAUUUUUGGAAUUGAGCAAGAAAUGCGACGAAUUGAAUGCACAAUUGCACGCAAGUGUCGAGAUAUCGGAGAAGCGAGCCAAAGAGUUGGAGCGGCUCAAAGAGCAUCUGAUGCUUGUCGAGGAGACGUCGACGAGAGAAGCGGUGGAAGCCGAACAGAGGGAGACAGAAUUGAGGGCGAGAAUAAAGGCGCUCGAAGCUCGCGGACAUGCUGCCGAAACCGGCGCUUCGGAAUCCACCCAACAAUAUCAGAUUCAAAUCGCCGCGUUGACGUCGAAACUUGAAGCGGUUGAGAGGACGUCGUCGGAAUGGCAGACGAAGUAUGAUAGCGAGAUGAAGGCGAGAGAGCAAACGCAGGAGGCGUUGACCAGUCUACAGAAUGUUGUUCGUGAGUUGUCGAUUGAUCAUGAGCGCGAUUCGGCAGCGGCGAGCCAUCGCAAUUUGGAGCUUCAAUCGGUUAUCAAUGGUCUCAAUAAUGAGCUCGGCGAGCUGCGAGAACAAUUCGAGCGGCAACAAAUUGGCCGGCAGAGCGCCGAAGAAUAUGGCGAGCGGCUGAAAUUGCAGCUGGAAUCGAAGCAGAAAAUAAUUGAAGACCUUGAAAUUCAAAUCGAGGAGCUUCGCGCGCCGACGUCGUCAAAAUCGCAACAGCAGCAAGAUUCGUAUCGAAUCGACGACGCCACACUCCGACAGCUUUUUCUCAAUUAUUUCAUGGCCGAACCGUCGAAACGCGCCGACAUUGCGAUGUUGUUGGCGAGCAUUUUGGAAUAUCCGCCGGCGGAUAUGGAAAAGGUUCGAAACGCUGUCAGACAAUCGUUCGGCCAGGCUUCAUCAUUCUUCGGUGCUCGUUCGAGCCCUCAACCGGCUUCCUCGUCGCUCACUGAGCAAUUCAUCAGAUUCCUUGAAGCCGAAUCGGAAUCAUCGAAAACCGCGCCCAAUUUGCCGACACGAUCUUCUGUCGAGCCUCCACAAAUCUCGCUCAGGGCUUCUCUGUCGCCGACCCCUUCUUCAAAUCAACCAGCUUCAUCAUCGUCGUCGGCCGCCGCCCUCGACUCGCUUCUUCGAUGA